AUGCGACCGAAUAGUCGACUAAGCAAACUACUGUUUUAUCUCACUGUUCUACUUGGCGGAUUCUUAGUUCUCCUCACUUUGAAAUCAUAUACAUCAAAACUUAACGGUCCGGAUGUACCUAGUUGUCGACCAGUUUGGAUGUACCCAUCUUACAUCAAGAUCCAUUCAUUCGAUCAACUGCAUACAAAAUAUGCAUCAAAAUAUUCAAUAUAUCUAUACAGGGAACAAGGCAGGGAUAAACUUCCUCCAGAAGGGAAUGGAGAUAACGAUGAUGAUGUUGUCGGUAUGGAAUUGGAAGGAGUUCCAGUUUUAUUCAUACCUGGAAAUGCCGGUAAUCAUCGACAAGCUAGGUCUAUAGCAGCAAGGACAUCGGAACUCUAUGAUGAAUUGAGGGAUGUCAAUGGAUACAAGACCAAGCUUGAUUUCUUUACCAUUGAUUUUAACGAAGAUUUCACGGCAUUCCAUGGAAGAACAAUAUUGGAUCAAGCGGAAUAUGCCAAUGAAGCAGUCAAAUUCAUCUUGGAUUUGUAUUCAACUAGAUCUAACCCACCAAAAUCAGUUAUUGUUAUUGGCCAUUCAAUGGGUGGUAUAGUGGCGAGAAUAAUGAUGACCUUGCCUGAUUAUUUGCCUGGUUCUGUUGAAGAUAUCUUGACGUUGAGUUCACCUCAUUCUACAUCACCAUUGACUUUUGAUGGUGAUUUAUCAACGAUUUAUUCGGCAGUGGAUAAGUUCUGGUAUUGUGGAUUCACCAAUUGUUCAACAACUACUGGCACCGCCAAGUUGAAUCAAUUGUCAAGUGUAGCUCAUGAACGAUUACAAAAUGUGGCAUUAAUUUCCAUAACCGGUGGCGCUUUGGAUUCAACUUUGCCAGCAGAUUACACAACUUUGGGGUACCUUGUUCCUAAAUCUAAUGGUUUUACUGCAUUCACAACAGGGAUACCUCAAGUUUGGACUCCGAUUGACCACUUGGCUAUAGUUUGGUGCCAACAAUUACGAACUAGAAUUGCAUUAGCUUUGCUUGAAUUGACUAGUUUGCGCGGUACAGUCACCCUUCAGGAUCGAAUGAGAGUUUAUGAACAGUAUUUUUUAACGGGAUUUGAAGAUUAUGCAAUGGAAAAUAAACAAGUGGCCAUUGUUUCAGAAGAGGAUGUAUUCGGAAAGGAUGCGGAUGAUGGAAAUACUGUGAUGAAGCUUGAACCAGGCAGAAUUUAUAACGAAAAGAUGCUUCGGUCGGUCAAUGUAUUCAAAUUGAAUAAGGAUAAAGAUGUUCAAUUUACAUUAUUAUCAAAGAUCCCAUUACAAAUUAUUGGCAACAAGAAGAGCAAAUUAUCAGUGGGUUUGUAUAAUGAGACGGGGGAUGGUGGUAUUAGAGAUGUUUCUUCCUUACAAGCUACUAUCCCCAACUUUGGCGAAAAUGUGACAGAUAUAUCUGAUUCCUCGUAUGAUGGACCUACGCUGCCAAUGUACAGCUUGGUAUUGAACACUACCAUAUUGAAACCCUAUUCUCAUAUUGUCAUCACCCAGUCCAAGAAUGAACGACACGAACUCUAUUGUCAAUUGUCAACUAAUCCUUCCUGUCUCACGUUAGAAAGUAGAGGGGGUAUUCUUUCAGAGUUGAGACUUUUCACAACUGGUCAAGAUAUAUCCUGGUUAAUAAAUUGUGUAAUGAUGACAAAUUUGAAAAUCCCUCAAGCUUGGAGUAGCUUGUAUGUUUAUAAAUUGCAAUUCAAGAUAGUUUUUUCGAGUCUGCUUGAAAAAGAACGUUUCCAUAUGUUUAUUAGACAAUGGACGGAUGACCCAUUUGAAAGCAAAUGGUUCAUCAAUGUUGGUGAGGAUGGUAAUUAUGAGCUACAGUUAACCAUGCAUGGAAUAGCACCUUUUGUUCCAUACAAGAUUCAAUCAGAUUACGGAAUGAAUUUACAAAUAUGGCAAGGAAACGAGCCAGUACGUACAAGAGAAAUGAAUUCCAAAUAUAUAAAUAUUAAUGUGACAAUUGAUAUCAUAGCUAGUUUGAAACUAUUGAUUUUGAGAUACAGAAUCACCAUUGUGGGGAUUAAUAUUGCAAUUAUAAGUAUGGUGAUGAUGUUGCAAUUUGGUCAGUUUGGAUCUACUAGUAAAUACCCCUCAUUCGGUCAAACAUUGAUUUAUUUGAAUGCAAAGUAUUGGUGGGUUAUAAUGACGAUGUUGGUGAUACUUAAUUAUGUGAUCAACAUACCACUGGUGAACAAGUUGUUGCACUAUAUUGAUCCCGUGGUUUUAACUGAUUAUAACAAAUUUGUAAUCAAUGAAGAAGAAUCAGGGUUCAAAUCCAAUGAAUUGUUUUUGGGAUUGAGUCAAGGUUUUACUAUAAUUGGGGUACUUUUGUACUUGUGUUGUAAUUUUAUCAUUUGGUUAACGUGUGUUGCAUUGAUGCUAGUUGGUACUAUGCUAAACUUUGUGAUGUUAAAGUUAUACCCUACUAGAUUGAAGAUUGGAUCCAAAAGAGUUCAAUCAGUAUUGUUCAAUUUACAAGUUUGUUUGAUGGCAUGCAUUGUUUUGUUAAUACCAUGGUAUCUCCCGUAUCAAAUUGUUUAUUUAAUCGGUUGUGUUUACCAAGUGAUCAAUGUGUUGAAGUAUUGGCCAGGGAGAAUAAGACUGAAAGAUCCAAGUGACGAAGGUGUAGACGAUACGACAGCAGCAGAGACGGCGGUAUUCAAUUAUCAAGUAUCUUGGUUGAUAUUGAUGUUGUGGUUAUUACCUAUAAAUAUUCCAAUCUUGAUUGUUUUCAUUCAUAAUUUGCAAAUCAAUUGGACUACACCAUUUAGUAGUCAUCAUAACUUACUAUCCAUUCUACCAAUUCUAUUGAUGACAUACUAUAAUAGUAAUGUCAAAAUGGAAAAAAGAAGCACAAGAAAAGGGAGAAAUAUGGGAGAUGGUGGUGAUGAAUUACCUCACUUGAGUACCAAAGUGAUCAAGUUAAUUCAAUUAAUGUUGGGGUACAUUGUUUAUUAUUCCUUGAUUUAUGGAAGCAGACACACCUUUUAUCUACACCAUUUGUUCAACUUGUUGUGUUGUUUGGUUUGGAUUGUUUUCUAUUCCCAUGAGAGUGCUGCAACAACAGGGGAAAAAGGAGAAAGACGAUGA
This is a messenger RNA of Lodderomyces parapsilosis, 3123 nucleotides long. RefSeq lists its product as uncharacterized. Bases 1 to 3123 code for a protein of 1040 amino acids. Gene Ontology annotation, biological process: GPI anchor metabolic process; endoplasmic reticulum to Golgi vesicle-mediated transport. Gene Ontology annotation, molecular function: phosphatidylinositol deacylase activity. The record is from RefSeq and is a predicted model, not a curated record. Gene Ontology annotation, cellular component: endoplasmic reticulum. The transcript has a single exon. Lineage: Eukaryota; Fungi; Ascomycota; Pichiomycetes; Serinales; Debaryomycetaceae.